GAAUUAAAGAUAAUCAUUUGAACUGUACGAUCUGGUUUGUUUACAGCUCUAUUGAUCUCCGUGAACGCUACAGUUGUUAUCAAGAGACAUUUGAUAUGAUAUUAAUUUAAUUCAUUUUAAAAACAAAUAUAUUCAAUAUCAUAGCAAUAAAUAUUGACAUUAACAACAAACCGGAUAAACGGUAUUAAGUUUAAGAAACAUAGGGUAUAAGAAAUCAUUCGCCCACCCUCAAGUUCAAUUUCCGCCAUUUAUGGACUUUUUUUUUUUAAUUAUUGUUUUGCGUGAAAGACUUAUAAAAUCUUAUGCUAUUGUCUCUCAUGGAAGUGCAUCCUAAUUUUUACUCAAUCGUUGAGUAAAAUUAAGUAAACCAGUUCCCGUGGUCCCAGCAUAGGAAAAACCAAUGCUAUUUACGAUUCGAAAUAGUUGAAACAAACUCUUCACACUAAAAUGAGUCAUAUGUGCCAGACAAAAAGCUUCAAUUUGGUUGUACUACGGUGCUGUUUGUGAGCCUAUAGUAUUAUCUUUUUCCUCUCAGACUGGCAAAUUGCUUGAGAUGGCUUGAGUCAUUCGUCCGACAUACUAGGUGAUGUUAAAACGUGUUACUUCAGAUGUCAACUUGAUAUUUAUAUUGAUUUUGUAGAAUUUAAAGUGAAAUUUGAAGAAGCAAAAGAAAAAAAAACACCAGUGUGAAUAAAACAAGUGUAAAUUUCAUCAUGAAAGUGUUUAUUAGUCUCACAGUAUGCUGUUUCGUGUUAAGCGCGGAUUCACAAAGCAGCUUCCGGACACAGAAUCAGUAUCCCAAAUACGAUUCCACAAUCAAUUCAGAUCAAAUUUAUUUUGACGACAACCGACCUAGUGGCUCUAUUAAUAUUCAAAAGGAAUUAUCUAAUUUAAAUGGAUUGACGAUUGGAACAAAAAUACCGAUUAUUAACCCCAAUUUCGGAGCUCCGCAAUAUAGUCCUUAUGCAAACAAUGUUAUAAUUCAACCGUCAAUACAAACUUAUAACCAAGAAACCACCAAAAUCGUUCCUCAAAAGUCCGGCACACCAGCUAAAAAGAUGACAGAUACGUUUUUUCAAACGCAAGUAACACGACCCGAGAUCGAUAGUGUCGAUUAUGCUAUAACACAUUUUGGAAUAAAUAUAUUUAAGCAAAUAACAAGCAGUCAGCCAGGUAACAUGGUGGUAUCUCCAUUCUCCAUCACGACAUUAUUGGCUCUUCUUCAACAAGGCGCUACAGGAUCCACUUUGGAUCAGAUCAGUGCAGCUUUGCAUCUAGCACCAUUAAAGACUUCAGAGGUAUUUAGGAAUGUCAUGGAAAACGUACAAAAACGUAAAUCUCAGAAUAUACUUAAAACGUUGAAUAACAUAUUUGUGGCCGAAACGUUCAACCUCAAUCGUGAUUUCGAGAGAAUUGCAAAAAGCUAUUUCGGAAGUGAUGUAACUCUCAUGAAUUUUGGAAGACCCGAUGUGGCCAUACAGAGGAUCAAUAACUGGGUAGGCGCAAUGACAAAUGGUAAAAUAGAAAAUUUAUUAUCACAAGAUGCCAUUAGCCAGAAUUCGCAGCUGGUUCUCGUCAACGUGGUUUACUUUAAAGGAUUAUGGCAGAUCCCGUUUAGAACGGAAUCAACUGUACCGCAACCAUUUCUUUUAAAGGGUGGAAUACAGAAAACUGCACCAUUCAUGAGAACGAGACGCUACUUCAGAACGGGCUUGGAUCCCAUCACCAACGCGAAAGUUAUCUCCUUGCCGUUUGAAAAAGACCAAUAUUCGCUUUUGGUUGUUUUACCGCAUGAACAAUCUGACAUCGACACACUGAUUUCUAGAUUAACAGUGGAACAACUUAUCGCUUACCAAAACUUCACAGCAAUGGAUGUUGAACUGGAAUUGCCUAAAUUUACAGUAAAGGGGGAUACUGAUUUAGUGCCGGUAUUCAAUAGGAUGGGAAUAUCAAACAUGUUUAGUAAUCGCGCAGAGCUAUUUGGCUUAGGAACCUUUAGAGAGUUUUCUCCGCAAGUUUCGUCCGCUGUGCAUUCGGCAGUACUGUCCAUUGAUGAAAAGGGUGGUUCUGCAGCUGCUGCAACAUCUUUUGGUGUUGUAGCGUUGUCUUUCGAUGAUCCUGCAGUAGUCUUUAAAGCGAACAGACCCUUCUUAGCCGUACUAUGGGACACUGCUCUAAGCUUACCUCUGUUUAUGGCUAAAAUUGAAGACCCCACAGAAUAAUCACGAUUGAUAGUCUAUUGAAGAUAAAUUACCAUCUUGAAGUAAAUACAAUGUAUUUGUAUUUACGAAUAAAGCUUUUUAUACUAAUUUUGAUAUAA
Messenger RNA from Bombyx mori (domestic silkworm), 2320 nucleotides. It is a transcript of the gene serpin-12, whose product is annotated as serine protease inhibitor 12. The transcript has 7 exons. NCBI's taxonomy places the organism in Eukaryota, Metazoa, Arthropoda, Insecta, Lepidoptera, Bombycidae. Gene Ontology annotation, molecular function: serine-type endopeptidase inhibitor activity. The record is from RefSeq and is a predicted model, not a curated record. The coding region runs from base 714 to 2222 and encodes 502 amino acids.